GGCUCGCGCUCGCACCGCCCUGUGCCGUGCCGGUGCAGGAUACGGCAGGGACGCAGUUCCAGGGGCGCUGCGGGGCCUGGGGAGACCCCCGAGCCCCGGACCGGCAGGACCUCCGGGGCGGGGGCACCGGCUGCGUUUGGAGGGUUCCUCGGCCGCCCUGCCUUCUGUGCCUCAGACCAAGGUCGGAGUGCCAGACGAGAGGGGCUGUGCGUCUCUGCUCCCCGCCUGGGGCCUGCCCUGCCCUCUGCCAGCGAUGGAGUACGUGGAUAUGAACAAGCUGAGCUGUGGGAAGAAGACGCGGGUGGAAGGCGGCCAGCUGGGGGGUGACGAAUGGACCCGCCACGGCAGCUUUGUCAAUAAGCCCACCCGUGGCUGGCUGCACCCUGAUGACAAGGUCAUGGGCCCCGGGGUCUCCUACCAUGUCCGGUACAUGGGUUGUGUGGAAGUGCUCCAGUCCAUGAGGGCUCUGGAUUUCAACACCAGGACACAGGUCACCAGGGAGGCCAUUGGGCUGGUGUGUGAGGCUGUGCCCGGUGCCAAGGGAGCCGUGAGGAGGAGGAAGCCCUGUGGUCGCUCCCUGAACUCCAUCCUGGGCAAGAGCAACUUGAAGUUCGCUGGCAUGCCCAUCACCCUGACCAUCUCCACCAGCAGCCUCAACCUCAUGGCCUCAGACUGCAAGCAGGUGAGAGCGGGGUCGGGUGGAGGCCAGGCUGGUUUUGGACUAGCAGGAAUCCUCAUGUCCUCCACCUCAGGUCUAGCAGGGGAUGUCCCCAGCCUCCCAAAGGAAUGUCUGGGUGGGCUGUGUGACUUGCUGAGUGCCCACCUCCCUGCAGUCCCAAGGGCUGAAGAGGUGGGAGGAAUAUCCCGCAUGCUUUGUGGGGUCUCUCCUGGAGACUGGGAAGGCAGGUGA
Molecule: messenger RNA, 910 nt
Organism: Empidonax traillii (willow flycatcher)
Lineage: Eukaryota; Metazoa; Chordata; Aves; Passeriformes; Tyrannidae
Gene: SHC1
Product: SHC adaptor protein 1
Exons: 7
Coding region: 254-910 (218 amino acids)
Biological process (GO): intracellular signal transduction; cell surface receptor protein tyrosine kinase signaling pathway
Cellular component (GO): plasma membrane
Molecular function (GO): receptor tyrosine kinase binding
Source: RefSeq, a predicted model, not a curated record